AUAUAUUUUACAGCUCUUUACGGGGACAAGUCUUUUCUUCUUUGAUAUUCUUGAGGAUUGCCAAGCUGGCCAAGAUGCCACCUGCCUGUGUAUGCCGAGGUGCAGGAGCCCUACGUGUACCUGCAGAGCAGCCAGGUGGAGGUCACCAACCUCUACCUGGGCGUGCCCACCAAGACGCCUGUCGCACUCAUCAAUGGCACACUCCUGCCCACACAGUUCCACUGGGGCAAGCUCCUGGGGCUCCAAGCAAGCUUCUGCACAGCAAAAGUCUCCCCGAGACGUGGCACGCUGGGCCCCCGUGAGGAGCGCCAGUUCAGCCUAGAGUUGACUGCUCAUACCCAGGACGAGUUGAUGGACCUGGCCCUCCCUUGUAACGUGUUGGGCAUGAAGGAGCCACUGGUUCUGGGCAUUUCCGGGAAACCCCGGGGACUGCAGGUGGCCAUCGCCAUCUCUACAGAGGACGGCGACAGCAGUGUUGCCAGUGCAGAGCUGUGGCCAGGCCACCCGGAGAGGCUCCACCUGGACUUCGGCUCAGCAGUGCCACUGCGGACCCGCGUGAAUCGCCAGCUUAUCCUGACCAACUGCUCCCCGAUACAGACCCCUUUUACCCUCAAGUUUGAGUACUUUGGGAGCCCUGCAAACAGCCUGCGCCAAAAACCCAGCCUCCCCGACAUGCCUCCUGCCCUGCUGAAGAUGGCUCGGAUGCGGGAGCUCUUGGCCAAGCGAGAGCAGCUGGAGUUUAUGGAAAGCAUGCUGUCCCACGGGAAAGGAGCUGCCUUCUUUCCCCACCUCUCCCAGGGCGUGCUGGGGGCCCACCAACAGCUUGGCAUUGACCUCACAGCCUGUGCGAACAUGUGGGGCGAGUACUGGGACAGCCUCAUCUGCACAGUGGGAGACCUGCCUCCAGCGGUCAUCCCGGUGCACAUGGCGGUGGUGGGCUGCCCCAUCAGCUCCCACAGGACCGCCCACUACACCACUGACCAGAUCCAGAAGGAGCCUGUUGUCAGGUUCGGCACCCAGGUCUCUGGAGGAGACACCAUCACCCGGAUCCUUCGCCUGAGUAAUUCCAGCCCCUGUGACAUCCGCCUGGACUGGGAGACCUACGCUCCAGAGGCCAAGGAGGACCGGCUGCUGGAGCUGCUGGUGUCCUAUGGGCCACCCUUCCCGCUGCGGGACCAAGCUGGGAACGGCCUCCUGUGCCCUGAGACCCCUGAGAGCAGCAGCUCCUUCUGGUCCCCAAGUCCCUCUGACGUGUCCAAGUCCAGCCGUGAAGCUGCCCAGUCUGCUGAGGGCGGUUCCAGUGCCGGCGCCUCCCAGGAAAUCAUCUCAGUCACCCUGCAGGGGCGCGAGGGGGUGCCCUCUGACCAGCUGUUCUCCAUCAGCCCCAAGCAGGUGGUGGUCCCCGCAGGGGGCAGCAGCACCAUCCGCAUCUCCUUCACACCCGUGGUCCUGGGCCCUGACGUCCUGCACAAGGUGGAGUGUACUGGCUCCGCCCUGGGCUCCAUGAGCUUGGAUGACGAGGUGGAGAGGGAGCUUCCGGGGAGGAGGCGCCGCCUGCAGGGCUCGGCUGUGGGACCCGUGAGGCUGCACCUGCACGGCUACGUGAGGCCUGCGCAGCUGAGCGUGGAGCUGGACUCCGGCAGCGUGGUGUUCUGGCACCAGGCCAGCGACCUCAUCCCCGAGCAGCGCUGUGCUGGGGUGCUGAGUGAGCUGGUGACCACCCGCCACCUGAAGCUGACCAACACCACGGAAAUCCCACACUACUUCCGGCUCCUGGUCUCCAGGCCCUUCUCUGUUUCUCAAGAUGGGGAGAGCCGCAGCCACAGGGCUCCCGGCCCCAGCUGGAAGCAGGAGUGCAAGGAGGGAACAGCAGCAGCCGGCAAGCAGCUGGUACUCUACCCACAGGAGAACAUGCUGGUGAAUGUGUCCUUUUCCCUCUCCCUGGAGCUGCUCUCCUAUCAGAAGCUCCCGGCUGACCAGAUGUUGUCUGGAGUGGACAUGCAGCAGAGCGCGAGUGGAGAGAAAAAGAUGGUCUUCACUCAGAAUCUGCUACUGGAAUACAGCAACCAGACCACUCAGGUGGUGCCCCUGCGGGCCGUCGUGGCCGUGCCUGAGCUGCAGCUCUCCACCAGCUGGGUGGACUUCGGGACCUGCUUCGUGAACCAGGGCCGCAUCCGGGAGGUCUACCUGAUGAACCUGAGCGGCUCCCGGAGCUACUGGGCCGUGUUGACAGGCCAGCAGGAGCCAGACAAGGACCCUGUUGCCUUCAGGGUCACCCCAAGCAGUGGGCUGCUGGAGGCACGACCGGUCAACGCGCCCCCCACCUCCGUCCCCCUCCAGGUUUCCUUCACCGCCAGGAGCUGUGAGCUGUACGAGUCCACGCUGGUGGUGGAAGGUGUGCUCGGCCCUGCACCCUGUGUCCUCAGAGCUAAUACAAAGGGUCGGCCACACCCCUGUGGAGACCAGAGCAGUUAAAAGAGUCACUAUUCAGAUUCAGCAGAGGCAGGACUAGCAUACCAAGAACUGGCUCGCUCUUGGGGAAAAAAACCACAGCCACUAAGAGAAGGUAAUGCGUUUACUAUGUUUACUGCACUCCGCAUCCCCAGGCCCCUUCCCCCAGGAAUCACGGUGGCCUUGCAGGCUGGGUGAGCCAGGCCAACUUUGCCUGUCUCAGCUAGAGGGGCCCGACAGAUGGCAGCCCGAUACCUCACCCGCUCCCGUACUGUCUCAUCAGUGUUCACAUUUGCCAGCUCAGCUGAAGUGCCUUGACUUGCCACUGCCGCCAGUGCUGGGACUCCCCAGGUGUCACGUCUGUAGCGCUACUGCCAGAGCACUGGCCUGGGCCUCUUUCAGUUUCCAGGGUAUUCGAAGACGGCGGCUGCUCCCAUGCCGGUCCCGAUGCACAUGGACACCACCCCAUACGCCCUGUGGGAGCAAAAUGUGCUGGUUGGGUGAAGGCACAAAGGGCAGAAGCCCAACCACCAAGCUCUCCUCGGACCAGGCUGAGCUGGGUGGACCAAGGCCUUCACGGGCACAGGACGCCAGACCUUGGGGAACGUGGUUCCCGGCCUGCCCGCCGAGGGGCGCACACGGUGGCCGAUGCCUGCCGCAGGCCAGGGGCCCGUCUCCUCAGCUCGGAGUGUGGGGGGGGCAGGCGGGGGCGCGUACACCUCCCCCCAUCAGGCGCACCAGCUGGGCCCCCCCCCCGACCCCCACGGGGACCGGCCUUACCGCCUCCCGCGGCGCUUCAGCUCGUUGAGCAGCGUGAUGACCUGUCGUGCCCCAGUGCAGCCCAGCGGGUGGCCCAAGGCCACCGCACCCCCCAGAGGGUUCACCUUCUCAGGGGGCAGUUGCAGCUUCUCCACACAGUAGACGACCUGGAGGGAGGCUGAGCAUCAGCUGUAGCUCCCUCCCCCGCACCACCCGCCCGCUGCCUCCAACUAGGCGGCCCAGGCAACAAUGCAAAACGGGCUCACCUGACUUGCGAAGGCCUCAUUGAUCUCAAAGAUGUCCACGUCCUCCACCGUCAACCCUGCAGGCAAGCGGAAAAGACCUGAGCUGACCCAGCGGCCCCUUAGCAGGCUUCUCAUACUCCCUGGGGCCCUGCGCCAUCCAUGGUCUGGAGGCUGGGCUGCCCGGUGUGUCUGCCUCUGUUCCAGAUGGGUGAGCGGGUCCCAGCUGUGGGGUCAGGAAGGGGUCGGGGUGCCCCCACCUUCACUCUGCGGCACCCGCAGGCCCACCCCGGGCACCCGCCUCUGGCAACAGCACGAGAGGCAGGGGCUGGAUCCAAACCUAGGGUGUGAAGGAGCCAUCUUACCUGCUUUUUGCAAAGCUACAGGGAUGGCAUAGGCAGGUCCAAUGCCCAUGAUGUCAGGCGGGACCCCAACCACUGCAUAGGACCUCAGGACCCCAAGGAUGGGAAGGCCCAACUCUUCUGCCUUGGACCUCCUGGCCAGCAGGAUGGCAGCUGCCCCGUCACUCACCUGGCUAGAGUUUCCUAGAGGCAAACCACAGGGUUAAGGAGGCCUCGGGGCAGCUCCGAGGAGGUCCAGACCUUCCAUAUCCACCCUGCCCGGUGGCUCCAGGCUCCCAGAGGAGAACACCUGGCACGGAAGCAGCCCCCUCCUCACCCCACCCCCAGCCCAGUCUCACCAGCUGUGGUAGAGCCCCCCUUCUUGAAGGCAGGCUUCAGUUUGGCCAGGCCCUCCAGGGUGGUGUCGGGGCGGAUGCCCUCAUCGUGGGCCACGGUGACACUUCUCUCAGUGCCUUUGUCAUCACGGACCGUGGUGGUCACAGGCACAAUCUCGGCUUGGAAACAGCCCUUGCUCUGGGCUCUGGCUGCCCUGCCAGCACCGUGGACAGCCAGGCUCAGGUUUCCAUGGGGUUACCUUCCUUCCUGGGGUCCCUCCCUGAGGCUUCCGCCUCCUGCCCUGCCCUGCCCUCUGGGACAGACAUGCAAGCUCAGGCUGCUACAUGCGGGGUCACACUCACCUCGGGGGGAGUGCAGAGGGUCCCCUACUACCCCACCUGCCCUGGGACUGGGAAGCCCAGGGCUUUACCGGGAUUUCUUGGCCAUCAGCCUUAGAUCUUCAGAUCCUGGCUUAUCCCAACCUCAAAGGGGAGGGGGAAGUUUGGAAGUGGCGUCUCCCCUUGGGAGACCUUCACCCAAGAGGGACUAAGCCAAACUGAGGCUGGAGCCCCAGGAAUAUUUGUGCGGGGUUCUGCCAGCUUUUCUGUUCCCUCCCGUCGCUCAAUUCCAUCCAUUCCCCAUGUUUCCACGUGAUUAAAAUGACAUAUACUACCCUGAAUAAAUCUAUGCAAAAUUUGCAUGAGUGACACGAUUAACACAAACUUGUUAGUGAGAUAAAACUUUUUAAAUGUCAAAAUAAAAUAAAAUGCCAUAUACCAAACUA
This is a messenger RNA of Delphinapterus leucas (beluga whale), 4913 nucleotides long. Lineage: Eukaryota; Metazoa; Chordata; Mammalia; Artiodactyla; Monodontidae. The record is from RefSeq and is a predicted model, not a curated record.